Scylla paramamosain (green mud crab) is the source of this 6266-nucleotide messenger RNA. RefSeq names its product zwei Ig domain protein zig-8-like. The record is from RefSeq and is a predicted model, not a curated record. Gene Ontology annotation, biological process: synapse organization. NCBI's taxonomy places the organism in Eukaryota, Metazoa, Arthropoda, Malacostraca, Decapoda, Portunidae. The transcript is spliced from 8 exons. Bases 524 to 1450 code for a protein of 308 amino acids. Gene Ontology annotation, cellular component: neuron projection membrane.
CGAGACCUCGUGGUGAGCGGACGUGCGCGCACUCGCUCCCUCAAGCCAAACUCUGAUACACGGAGGCUACAACUGACGAAAAGCGCGUCUCCCGUUUUCUCUCGCGUCUAUCACGUUAACGAGUCAUCUGUUACCUGCCAAUGAACGUUUCCAUACAGUUAAAAGGUGCUUAGUAUUCCCAGUCUAGUUUCUACAGUCAGUGGCCUAAUACCUCCCACUCUACAGUCCCCGCACAGUUAACCAGGAAAACAGACAGAGACACUUGUGGACAGAGAAACAAUGAGUGGCGGGGAACCAUGAGCCGCACCCACGCUGAGCAGGAGGACGCCAUGAAUGCGGGAAGGAAAGGCAUAUGACAGAAAGACAGACAGACACACACACAAGAUGGAAGGCAUGACAGUGACCAUCCCCGCCCCCCUCGGCUCCUCUGCAAGGAGUGAGCGAGGCUGAAGAGAGACGAAGCAGAGGAAGUAGAAGUCAAAAGUCAACACAUCCGAACACGCAGCAUGUCACCGCCAGCAGCAUGAGUGGACGAUUGUGUUCGAACGCGUGGCUGUGGCGGGGGCUUCUGCUUACCUUCUUCUCAUUCCUCUCGCCAGGGAUGUGCUCAGGAGUCCUUGGCGCCGCUGAGGACCCCCUGAAGACCCCUGAGGACCCCGCGCUGGACCCUGGGAUGGAGGUUGACCCCGCGGCGUGGAGUGACUACCUCAACAACCUUUUUGACCCCGUGUUUGACCCCAGCGUGGCCUCCAAUGUUUCCGUCGUGGAGAAACAGACGGCGCAUCUCGUAUGUAGAGUCAACAGCCUCGGCACUAAAACGGUGUCUUGGAUCCGCCACCGGGACACACACAUCCUCACGGUGGGCUCCUUCACCUACACGAGCGACGAGAGGUUCUCCGCGCUGCACCGGGAGGGCACCAACGAGUGGACGCUACAGAUCCGCCAGCCCACAGUGAGGGACACGGGGCUGUACGAGUGUCAGGUGUCCACCAAGCCCACCAGGGGGUUCCUCAUUCAUCUGGCGGUGGUGGUGCCCCAAGCGAGUAUACUCCACGCCCCUGAGAUCCACAUAGACGAAGGCAGCGCCCUCAACCUGACGUGCGUGGUGGCGCCCAGUCCUGCAGCCCCCGAGUACAUCUUCUGGUACCACAGGGGAGAGGUCAUUAACUACGAGAGUGAGGGCAGUGUGAGGGUGACGGUGAGGCAGGAGGAGGAUAGAACAGUCUCUACCCUACUGGUGGUGCGAGCUACGAUGGACCACUCAGGGGGGUAUACUUGCUCCCCCUCCAAUACCCCGCCUGCUUCUGUCACCGUGCAUGUGUUUAAAGCUGAGGAACCUGCAGCCAUGCAUACCAGCAGUGGACGAAGCUUACCACUACCCACACCCCUCGCCUGCACCGUCGCCUUCCUCCUGCCCUCCCUGCUGCUACACCCCGCACGGAUAACCUAGGCAAACAUUACAAGCUCUCCGACUGUUUUUAUCUCACCAACUGCUCUUUCUACCGCCCUGCUGCUGGUGUUGUUGCUCCUAUCAUCUCCCGUGUACCCAGCUGGCGGCCAGGGAAUCGUAUUUGUGGUUUAUGUGUGGAUGCGAAGGAGAAAAGCAAAGGCAGGCAUAGAGCGCCGAGCAUAAAUGGUGGCAGCGGUGGGAUACACGCCACGCCACGCCACAGUACGGUACGCUAGGAUGGGAUGGGGCUACGGUGGGUUGGGUGGGUGGGCUAGGUGGUUUGGGGUGGGUUAGGUGGUGGAAUCGAUGUAAUCUUGUGGGAAGGUGUGUUUGUCAAUGAGAUUUGCAGUAUUGCCUUUGACUCUGCACCAUAUUUAUUCCACCUACCUUGCUCCUGUGUGUGUGUGUGUGUGUGUGUGUGUGUGUGUGUGUGUGUGUGUGUGUGUGUGUGUGUGUGUGUGUGUGUGUGUGUGUGUGUCCCACCUGUGCUGCCACAAAGACGUGAUAGUGGCGCUACCUUAAUGAGAUCAAGAAAAUGGAAAGGAGGAGGAAAAGAGGAGGGGGAAAAAAGAUGGUGAGAUGAAAGAAAAAAGAAUUAAUGGUGAGGAAAGAAAUGGACAAUGAAGAAAACGGAGGAUAGAAUGUGCGAGAUAAUUGAAAAGAAAAUUGAAUGAGGGGGUAAGAGGAUAAGAACAAGGAAGGAGGGUGUGAACAAAAUGACUAAACGAUCAGUGGACUCUUACGUUUUCUAUGAACAGUGAGUGAAGAAAAAGAAGGGGAGACUCAAGCAAUAGAGAGAAAACGGGAAGUCAUCUUUUUCACUUAUAAAAUGCUACAGGAAAUAAUAAAUAAGUGUUUCUAUUAAUGGAACUUAAGUGUUGUAAUGCUGUCAAGUGUUCCAUUAAGUGGCUAUUACUACUACUACUACUUCUACAAUCACAACUAAGAAUUCUACCACUAUCCUAUGACCACUACUACCACUGACCAAUGUCUUUCUACUACUACUGUUACUACUGUUUGCUGUACUACAACUACUACUACUACUACUACUACUACUACUACUACUACUACUACUACUACUACUACUACUACUACUACUGCUACUACUACGAAGCUUAUAAGUGUUGGCAAGUGUGAGGUCAACGCCGUGACCUACUUAAAGAAAAUGUGAAGAGGAGUUCUCGACAAAUAAAUAGUGCGAGUGUUGCAAAGUUUAAAGUGUCUUGUGGUGAUGGUGAUGAUGGUGGUGGUGGUGAUGAUGGUGAUGAUGAAAGUGAUGAUGACAGUGAUGGUGAUUGUGAUGUAGAUAUUAAUUGUGAUGAUGAUGAUAACAAUAAUGAAGAAAAAAGUCAUAAAACAGUAUAAAAAAUAUGACGGUGUUUUUGUGGAACUGUUCAUACUCAGCAGUCAUAAACCAACUGACAAACAAACAAACCAAUAUGACAAACCUGAUAAACAAAAGAUGCAGAGAUAAUCAAAACACACACACACACACACACACACACACACACACACACACACACACACACACACACACACACACACAAUAGAAAUUAAAAUCACCUUUCCCUUUUCCUAAAAUAUCCUUACAUGAGCAAAAAACACAAAUUCCCUCAAAUAGACCAGAAAUACCCAAAAAAUUAACCCAAACUCAAAAAAUCACUUCAGAAAACACAAGAAACCCCAGUUAAACCGAAAAAAGUAAAAAAAUCCCUAAAAAUAUUUUAAAUAUCACCAAAUGUCCCUAAAAUUCCCAGAAAAUUAUAGAAAAUGCCCCAAAGACAGUAAAAUUCCCUGAAACUAAGAGAAACCACAAAAAAAUCUCCCAAAAACUAAGAGAAACCCUUUAAAAAAACGCCUUAAUAUUCCAAAGAACCCAGAGAACCCCUUAAAACAUACACAACAAGCCCAGAAAGGUCACAAAAUAUUAGAUCCCAUAAAAAGUAUCCCAGAAAUUACCAAAACUCCUUAAAAACUUUCCAAAAAACACCCUAGUAAGUCUCCAAAAUUCUUAUUACACUCAAGACCCUAAUUCACGACAAAAGACCCAGAAGUCCCAGCACAGAACCCCAGAGGAACCAUAUAAUCCCACUAAUCCCCACUAAUCCCCAGAGGAACCACAUACAGGUCCUAGAGAACCCCAUUAAUCCCCAGAGGAACCACAUACAGACCCUAGAGAACCUCACUAAUCCCCAGAGGAACCACAUACAGGCCCUAGAGAACCCCAUUAAUCCCCAGAGGAACCACAUACAGGCCCUAGAGAACCCCACUAAUCCCCAGAAGCCUUAGAUAGACCCCAGAGAAUCCCAGUAACUCCAGUAAACUCACAGAAGCCAAAUAAAGACCCCAGAGAACCCCAGUAAUCCCCUAGAGAACCCCAGCAGCCCUGACAGAACCCCACAAGUUACCCAAGAACAUUCCAGCCUCCUUCUAUAAAACCUCAAGAGCAUUUUGCAAGAGAAACCCCAAAAAAGUCCAUUAGGAAACCUAGAGUACCUCAUCCCCAUAGAAGGCCAAAGGAGCAUCAUGGGAAGGCCACAAUAGAACCCCAGAAAUCACCCUAGAGAAUUCCAGUAACCCAAAGAACUCAGAAACCCCUAUAAAAACCUCAGAGAAUCCCAAGAUCCCUGGACAACCUCAGAAAACACUAAAUAUCCCAAACAAACACAGAAUCCUCGAAAACCUUAUAGAACCCAUGUUAAACCACAACGAAACCCACAGAAAAUCCCAUAGAACCCUAGAAACCACCAAAGAAGCCCAGGAACCAAGAAAGAACCAAAAAAAAACCCACAAACAAACCUAUUAAAACCCCAAGGAGCCCCACAGAUAACAAAAAACAAAAAAAAACAUAGAAACCCGAAAUAAACCCUUAGAAACACCAAUAAAACCCAAAAGAAUUCCUGGUAUAACACAAACAAAAAAAAUAAACCUACAGAAAACACCAUUUAAAGCCCCAAAGAACCUCAAUAGGGCCCAGUAAAGUCAGAGCCCUAAAAUUUCCACCCCAGAGAAACCCCAAGGUAAACCCCCUUAUCCCCCCAACCGCCCCCCGAACCCCAGAGCUGCCUGAUGUCAUGACUAACGAAUAAUGGACUUCUUUAUUUUGUAAUGUUGUUGUCAAGUGAGUGUUGUAAAUAACGUAUCCACUUGUGUAUGUAUAAAUGUACAGGCCAGACCUCACCUCACUCCUUACCUUCUUACCUGUCCUUGCCUCACCUGACUCAUUCUCUCACUUUUUCUUGUCUCUCCUACCUCUUCCUCACUUUUCCUUGUCUUACCUUGCCUUACCUGGCUUUCUCCUUGCUUUACCUUGCUUCACCUGACUUUAAUUUAAUUUCUCCCUUGCUUGGUUUCCUUUCCUUCUGAUUUUCAUUGAUUGUCUCCCUUGCUUUUUCCUUGUCUCACUUAAUUCUUCCCCUUACGUUCCUUCGCCUUACCUGACUCUCUCCCUUACUUUUCCUUGCAGUUCCUUAAAUAUCCUUACUCUUCCCCUGACUCUUCCUUGCCUCACCUUGGGUUACCUUCAUCUUCCCCUUACUUUUCCUCGCCUUACCUGACUCUUUCCCUUAUUUUUCCUUGCUUUACCUGACUCUACCUUGCUUUCCUUUACCUGUCUGACUCUUCCUCUUACUUUUCCCUGCCUUACCUGAUCUCAUCUUAGCUUAAUCUUUUCCUCACUUAUUUUUCCUCCCCUUACUCUUUCCCUCAUUUAUUUUUCCUUCCCUCAAUUUACUUUACCUUGUUUAUCCUUCACCUCACCUUCCUCUUUCCCAUAUUUUUUUCCUUCCCUUCCUCUUUCCCUCACUUUUCCUUACAUUUCCCUACUUUACCUUGCUUAUCCUUCAUCUCACCUUCCUCUUGCCCAUAUUCUUCCUUCCUUCAAGUGACCUUACUCUUCUUACUUUACCUGCCCCUUUUCCUUAUUUUUCUCUUACUUCACCUUUCCUUUCCUUCCUUUUUUUCUCUCCCAUUCUUUCCUUCUCACCUUUUCACACAUACUCCCUCUUUUCUUACUUUCUUCUCUUUCCUUCCUUUUUCCUUCUCCUCUCUUCCUUCCUCCUUCAACACAAACUCCAUCAUAAUCUCCCCCUUUCUUCUCUAUCCUUCCUUUCCUCCCCCUUCCUCUUCUAUUCCUUCCGCUACCUUUUCUCGCUUUCUUCUCUCUCUUUCCAUAUCUAUUCUAUCAUUCCCUCUCUCUCGCUCUUCCAGCUUCUAUACACACUCCAUCCCUACGCCAGCCUAUUCCAUACACAUUCUCGUAAAUAUGUAUAGAUAGCAACAUGAAUACACAGGAUUAUGUAUAAAGUGACAUCCUCCUCCUCCUCCUCCUCCUCCUCCUCCUCCUCCUCCUCCAUCUCGUCUCUUUAAUGGGAUGAAUAACUGUAUAUUCCCCACACUUCCAAUCAUACACCUCUAUACAUGAAUAUAAAGGCGAUAUUGCAGACAUAAAGCAUCUCUCUCUCUCUCUCUCUCUCUCUCUCUCUCUCUCUCUCUCUCUCUCUCUCUCUCUCUCUCUCUCUCUCUCUCUCUCUCUCUCUCUCUCUCUCUCUCUCUCUCUCUCGUUUCAGUACAUAUUUUCCCAUGUACAGUGUAAGUAUUAAAUCUACGUACAUACAUACAAACAUGUGUACUCUCAUGUGUGUGUGUGUGUGUGUGUGUGUGUGUGUGUGUGUGUGUGUGUGUGUGUGUGUGUGUGUGUGUGUGUGUGUGUGUGUGUGUGUGUGUGUGUGUGUGUGUGUCCAAAACAGACCUCCCAAACAUUUUUAUAUAUUUGUACAAAGCUGUUUCAAGUCAAUAAAGAUGUAUAUAACUAUUA